AUGGAAACGAAUUCCGUGCAAACGAUCACGCUAACAAAUAGUAUCAUUGGUGUGGGCAUUCUCUCCAUGCCCUUUUGUUUUCAAAAAUGUGGCAUUGUUCUUUCUAUAGUGCUUUUGCUGCUAAGUAGCUACGUAACUCGAUUGGUGUGCAGCUACAUGGUAAAGUCGGCUAUAAUUUCAAGGCGGAAAAAUUUUGAACAAAUUGCAUUUUACGCGUUUGGAUCCGGUGGCAAACUGCUGGUGGAGCUAUGCGUCGUGGGUUACCUGCUGGGAACAUGUAUUGCUUACUUCGUGGUGGUCGGUGACCUUGGCCCCCAGAUCACGGCCAAGAUCCUGUCGAUGACGGAGAGCGAUAGUCUUCGAACAUGGGUUAUGAUCGUGGUCACCAUCGUGUGCAUCAUUCCGUUAGGAAUGUUGCGAAACGUGGACAGCCUUGCGACGGUAUGUACGGCCUCGCUAGGAUUUUAUCUGUGCCUUGUGCUCAAGGUGGUGUUGGAGUCCAGCGAGAAGUUUCAGCACGACGGCUGGUUUGAUCGGCUAGACCUGUGGAACUGGAGCGGAAUACUGCAGUGUAUGCCGAUUUUCACCAUGGCCCUGUCCUGCCAGAUGCAAAUAUUCGAAGUGUACGCCACGAUGCCAACGACAUCGCUGGAUAAAAUGAGCCGCGUCAUUCGGCAGUCGACGAACAUUUGCACGAUGAUCUACAUUGCGAUCGGGUUUUUCGGUUACGUCGCAUUCAAUGGGCAUCGAUUUUCGGGCAACAUAUUGGUAGACUUUUCGCCGUCCUUCGCGAGCGAUAUUAUAAAGAUGGGGUUUGUUUUGUCGGUGGCUUUCAGCUUCCCGCUGGCCAUUUUUCCCUGCAGGGUGAGUUUGUACUCGUUGCUUUACAAGCGCGCGUCUGAUGGGCACAUGUACAUUCCGGAAUCAAAGUUUCGUCCACUGACGAUCGCGAUCGUUGUCGUGGCGCUUGUGUUUGGUUUGCUGAUACCAUCGAUCGAGGUGGUGAUUGGUUUGGUGGGGUCGACUAUUGGGGUUGCAAUAUGCUUGAUCAUACCGGCCGCCUGUUACAUGACGAUCUGUAAGACAAACAUUAGCGAAAAACAGUUGGCUCAGGUCAUGAUUGCUUUCGGGUUUAUUAUCAUGGUGCUGGGAACGUACGCAAACUUACAAGCGAUCGAUCGUGCGCCGGCCCGCAACUAUGAUGCAACCGUUGCGCCAGUUGUGCUUGAAAAGCUUUUCGGCAAAUCAGAGUCACUCGUAGGAAAGAAGCCAUUCGAGGAUCUCAAACCUCAGGCACCGGCUCCGCCGGCAGUUAUGCCAGUAGAAGCUGUUACAGAGAAGGUCAUACCAAAGAUAGAACCGCCAAAUGUGAAUAUCGCGAAAACUCCAGAAAAGCCAGUAAUGCUUGAAACCGAGCAGAAGGAUGCACUGGCCGAGGGCAAAGCACCGGUAGAGUCCAUAUCCCGGCCGAACGCAGUUGAUCUGCCCAAGAGCCACCCUCGGGUGUCCAUUAACAAAGAAGCGAUUCUUAAGGAGGAGCACGAGAUCGCCGUGGAGGAGAAGGAAAAUAUAGCUAAAGAAAUCAACGAGCUUAAAAAUGCGAAAAAAGUACUGCAGGCUGAGGUGGAAAACAUCAAGGAAGAACUGGUGAAGAAAAACAAAGAAACGGAACAGUUGGUGCUGAAAAAGCUGGAUGAGAUAGUGGAAAAGAUCGCAGAGCAAAGUGCCGGAAAAACAUCACACGAAAGCGAUCCUGCCCCGGUAAAGUCGCUGGACGGAUUCGGAUCGGAUGGCGCUCUUCCCGCGCCUGGAUUUAAGGACGGAAAGAAGGACUUCGGAGACGCUCCCAGCGAUCCGAUCGUUCAGUUGCUCAAAGCAGGCGGGAACAAUAAAACGAUCCCCUUAGUUUUGGCGAACCCUGGUGGGAAGGAUGCUGUGAACGGAACUGAUAACAACGAACGUUCAAGUUCUCCAUCGAAUUACGCGGAUCAGCAUCCGGCCGAAGGUGCUGGUGCUGGCGAGAUACUCGUUGAACCCGUGGCCACUGAAAAGUUGCCAGCGGCAGAACGAAAAAGCGAGGAAAAGCAUGAAUUAGAGCCUUCACAGGAUGAAAAACGGGCAGUAGUAAACGAAAAUGAAGCAUCACAGCUCCGAAUAGAUAGCCCCAAGUACGGCGGUCCGUUCAAAAAGGAGCCACAGGGCAACGUGCAAGAAGCAAAGCAAUCGGAGGUGAAAGCGCACCUACCGCAGGACAGCGAUAAAAUCAAAGAAAACCAACCAUUACCACCGUUACCGGUAGAGGAAAAGGUUGAGGAACGGCAGCCAAAGCCACCGGAUGAAGGCGAUGGAGGACCGGGCGGCAAGCGUGAUUUGUUGGCGAUGCGACUGAAGCGAGAUGCCGAAAUGGCCAGGUCGGAAAAUUGUCCGAAGCGCGACGCGUCGGCCGAAAUGGAUGGUAUCAGGGAAAGUAAACCACCCACCGUGAUUGAAUCCGAGCCGAAGUCGGAGAAGGAUGGAUUUCGAUAGAAAGUUAUUUACAGACUGAAUAAACGAGACGGGGGUUUAUUUUUGGAAUUCCUUUAUAAC
Molecule: messenger RNA, 2586 nt
Organism: Anopheles nili
Lineage: Eukaryota; Metazoa; Arthropoda; Insecta; Diptera; Culicidae
Product: putative sodium-coupled neutral amino acid transporter 10
Exons: 4
Coding region: 1-2526 (841 amino acids)
Biological process (GO): amino acid transmembrane transport
Molecular function (GO): amino acid transmembrane transporter activity
Source: RefSeq, a predicted model, not a curated record